Messenger RNA from Malaclemys terrapin pileata, 7547 nucleotides. It is a transcript of the gene IRX4, whose product is annotated as iroquois homeobox 4. The coding region runs from base 5470 to 6930 and encodes 486 amino acids. Gene Ontology annotation, molecular function: DNA-binding transcription factor activity, RNA polymerase II-specific; RNA polymerase II cis-regulatory region sequence-specific DNA binding. The transcript has 7 exons. The record is from RefSeq and is a predicted model, not a curated record. Gene Ontology annotation, biological process: neuron differentiation; regulation of transcription by RNA polymerase II; cell development. NCBI's taxonomy places the organism in Eukaryota, Metazoa, Chordata, Testudines, Emydidae. Gene Ontology annotation, cellular component: nucleus.
GAGUUUUGCCAUUGGUUUCAAAGGGGAGAGGAUCGGGCUCCUAAUAAAAGACUGCCAAGGAUCUUCAACUGAUGAGAGGCAUUGCAGGAUACUACCGAACUGCAACGUUCUGAAUGUGACCAUUGUCUUUCUUUUAUGGAUCCAAACUGGACAGAGGAGGUGAACUGAAGGAAGGUGGUUUUCACCGUCCACGUGUAGCUGGGGAAUUGCUGCUGCAGUUCAUAGUACCUGAGAUCCACAAUACUGACCAAGCAAUUAUGGAAAAAAUUAAGGCCAGUAGCUGAAGAGGUCCAGGCACACAUUCCCUACUUGCACAGUUCUCUAUAGCUCUCUGCAAAGUGAGUCACUGCAGACAAGAGACGAGAUCCCCUGCCAUGGAAAACCUCUCGCUAGAAGAUUUUAGUCGAAGCCUGGCGUGAUCUCAGUAAGAAAGUUUGAUCUGCACAUAGAAGUAUUGCAAAGCUGUUCAUUGCCAACGGCUCGAAGAGGGAAAGGAGGAAGCGUUUGAAUGCCUAGGAACCUGCGGCACUUUGGAAAUUGAAAAGAAAAAUCUUGUGUGAUCUUCGCUUUGCUAAUGAAAUAGUGGCUGUAGUCUGCGCAAUCUACAGAGCAUAGAAAUGUUAUUGUACAAUGGGGUCCACCUAACCGUUCAGCGAGUGCCUAUGUUCUGUUUCAGCUGCUCCUGGAUGCUGAAAACUUGCGUGUGUGUAUCUUGGCUCGAGUUCUUAAGUGUUAAAAGUUAAUAAAUACAAAGACUAGUGUGAGAAUGUGAUCCUUCUUGCAUUAAUCUAGAUUGUCAAGAGGAUUUAAGUAAAAACUAUAAAUAAAAGUGUUCCAAGUGGAUACGUUUAAGCAACUGAUUUUACAUGUAGUUGUAACCUGGGUAAAUUAAUAUCAGAGAUGCCCUUUUAGGCAAUCAUUGUGUAGGUCAUCAUCAUAACUCUAGAUCAUAGUGAGGCUUAUAGAUAUGCAUGUACAAGAGAUAUGAAAAACUCACUGUCCCUUGAUUUAGACUGCAGUAUUUUGUCAUUAUACUUCAGAUACACUUUUUUCAAAAUGUAUGUAUUUAAUGUCAAUAUUGACUUUAUGGGAGCUAUUUCACUUGAAAAUGUUGCAGGCUGCCCUCAGUUCCAUGUCAGAUCCCAAAUGGGCAACACGUUAAGCUUCACAACCUUUGUCAGACAGUGAGUCAAGGCUGUUUAAACCAUUAACUUGAAAACAAAGCAAACGCGACCGAAAGAUCGUACUAACGUCUAUUUAGCCCAUAAGUAUAUACCGUCGCCAAGAAAUAUUUCAUGGCGAGGCAAUGACACCUCCAAAGCAGAAGAAAAUGGGCAUAUAUCCAGUGAAGCUGUAGCUGUAUAACCGCAGAUAGAUCGCGUCCCUGAAGACGUCCAUCAAAGCCUUAGCCUUAGAAAAGCUUCCCUGUUUUACCUGCUGUGGCCUGUUCAGAUAUCACGAUGUUUCCUUCUUGUUUCAUGUUUUCAUAAUAAAACUUGUCUGAACAUUGGCUCCAGUUUCUUUGAGAAGAAGAAAAAUCAACCAGUUUGUAGUAACCCUUUAAGACAUACUUCAUUAAGCUUUGGCUCUCAAAGAUAUGUUUGUGUUUGCAGGUUUUAUAUUGGGAAACUCUGCAGCACUUCAUGUUGAUUUAGACGGUUUUACUUUCUUUAACUUAGAAAAUAGCUCCCGUUGGUUAUUUUGCUCAAGUGCUGUUAACUCUUUUGUACAAGAAAGGGGCUUGGCAAGAAUAUUUUUUUUAUUACAUACCAAAUGCUUGCAUUUUCCAAAUGCUUGAGGAUAUAGCCCACAGCAUUAAUCGUCUUUACUUGGAUUUGAACAAUGUUAUGUUGUUCAUGUGCAGGAGCCACAAAGCUUUUAAAUCAUUGCGGGACUUUUUGCAUGUUUGUGCUCUGGCACUAGAAAUUCGUGAUGAAAUAUAACUUCGUUGAGUUUCUCAUCAACAAAGAACCAUUAUUUGUAGACUGUAAGUGACAAAAGAGCAACACUUUGUGUCAAAGUAAUGUCCGUUUUAUGAUGUAAAUUAUUUAAAAAAAUUAAAGACAGUUUUCUUGGGAGUACCGAUUGGUUCUGGUAUAAUGCGCAGUUAGGGUAAAGUAAUAUAACAGGCAGACUAGAAAAAAAUGACAAAUUAUUACAGUGAUUAAUAAGGGAACCUUCAAUGCAGAAAACCGGAUAUCAGUGGAUUGGCCUGAUACAGGGUAGUGAAAGACACUGUAGACAUAUAAAUAGACAAGGAAUAUAAAUAUUGAAUCUGGUCUUGUAUUGUAAAGAUUAAUCGACUCAUCUAAAUAUCAAUCCUGCUGUGUUAUGGGUGUCACUGCUGGGUUGACGUCUGCAGUAGUAUCAAAAGAAAAAGACAAGACAAGCAGUUUGAAAAACUGUACUAUUGUGCUACAGCUUCUCAAAACAGUUCUCCAGCUCUAUCAGCUAAUUACAGUGCUUUGCACUGAGCCACUCUUGAGAUAAGUGCAGCUGUUUUCCUACCCAGCACCAGUGCAUAAUGUUCCAGUGUUUAUGUAAGCAAAAGCAGUGCACAUCUCUUAAGGAAGAUCAUUUUUAUACAUUUGUGGAUUUUCUCAAUUAUUUUUUCACAAAAUCCUCCAGAAGGUUAUACAUUAUGAUAUCUGCUUAACAAAUAACUAAAAGUAGCAUUGUGUUCUGGAAACGCUGAGUAACUGGAAAAAAUAAGUGAGAGUUUCAUUGUAGCAUAAGCCCCAAUGGCUAGUUUAUUAUUAUUCACAGAAAGAAGGUGAUAUUAGCAUUGCAGGUGAAAAAGGAAUAAACACACUCUCCCAAGAAAUCAAUACGGAAUUCAAAAACAAUUAUUAAUGUCAUUUGACUCCUGUUCUUUACGCAUUUCUCCCGGCUACAGACACUAAACUGUCUGAAUAAUUUGCAUGUACUGUAUCUAUUUGUUAUUUGGGAACUAUUUAAGAUGCCGUAGGACACCGCUUGUUAUGAUCUAACCCAAUCCUAGAACUAGUAUUUUCAUCUGUAAAUUAAAGCAAUUACGCAGCAGAUAUUGUAUUAUGUGUACUGUGGUCUCCAGAUAGUCAUCAAUCACCCUCAAUCGAGCUGUCAGAGUGGGCAGAUUCGUUUCUGGGAGGCAGUCUUCCAGCUGGGGAGAAGAAGAGAACAUCAUCAUUAAUUAGAGUGUGACCCUGGGGCUAUUCACAUGUCUGAACCCAGGAAUCUCUCCGAGCAAGUCUUCACACCGUGGAGCAGCACGCCACUGCACCAUCAGCCACGGCUCAAGCGCAACGAGCUGUUCUCUAGUUCCUCCAAAAGGCUCACGGAUGCCUGGCUAACUUGCUGCCACAUUACACUGGCAAUUUGUUGUAGUUUUAGCAGUUUACUCCCUAUAAAUUAUUGACAAUUACUACCGCCACAGCAGAGGUCACUUUCCUAGAGAAGAUAGCCUAUGGUGACGACAGCCCAAUGCCACAUUAGCUGCUCUGCGAUGCCGUUAUACACCCACAAAAAGGACGGAACUGGGAGCCUGGGUAAAUCGAGGAGUUUGUACAGAUCAUGGGAAUUCGGUAUUCUGAAAGGAGAUUACUUCCCCCUGUUUAUUUACCAUGACAGAAGUAUGUCAAAAGUAAACAAGUCUCUUCUGCAUGGGCUUUCAACAAUAAAGUUUCACAAACAGGAUUAUUAGAACUGUAGGGCAGUGUCAGAAACUGCAGCGCUGCACAGAGCGGGUAAAAUGGUUCUGCCUUUUGCCUUUCGGUUCAGACCAGCUCCUGCAGUCCUGAUACCCGGAGCCCGGUGCUGAAGGUACCCCAGUUCCUACCUAAAUCAGCGUGAGUUGGGGAUGGUCAGCCGCAAGUGGAAUUGGGCCUUUCAUCCCCACUCAAGCAACACGCCAACUAAAUCAAAUGGGAGUAUAAUCUCAGGAGCGAAACUGAGGAAUUUGGCUCCACAGACCGAUUUAAAACACUUCUCAUGUAUAAACGGACUCUUUCUGCUCCAGAUCCGUAGUGGGGGAGCUAUUGAGAUUAACGAAAUACAGUCUAAAAGCGCUUGAAAAUAAUGAAGGGACGGAUCCUGAUAUCAUUGAAAUCAAUGGAAGUGUUACCAUUGGCUUCAGUGGGGAUAGGAUUAGGCCCUUGAUUUGUAAAAUUGUUUGAUCUGCCAUGCUCACACAAACAAUAAUGUUUAAAUUAUAUCAUCUAGGUCACCCGCCUCUGAAGGGGGGAUGCUACGCUUCAAAUAGAGUCUAAAACACCGAAGAAAGCUAUUUUAAUAACUAAUCUCAAAAGGCAGAGUUGAGGUGAUAUCAAGAGUUCUAUGAGUGUGAGUUUUCCCAGAAUAUCGGGUAAAAAGCUGCUGACUAUACAUUUUAAAUAAUUUUUGUAACCCAUAAAGACAAACUGUUCUUUGAUAAAUUCGCCAGCCAACAACAUAAACUAUCAUUCUCCGAGUCCGAUCCUGCAUUCUCUCAGCACCUUACUGUCCCAUUCACUUCAAUGCAUGAGUAAAGCAGGAUUGGACCCUAAAGAAGGUAAAAGUUGACUUUUCUAACACAAUUACAAAUAUUGAUACUGUGAUCAAAUUCUUUUCAAGGUGAACACCCAUGUCUUCAGUCAUUGCCUGGAACGUAUAUUUAUAGUGUUUUUAAAUUUAAUCGCGCAUCUGGACUAAAAGAUGCAAAAAACCCCAAAACUGCGUGCCAUGUGGUUUAUUGUCAGUGUUACUGCUAAUUUUAACUGUUGAUUAAAUCUUAAAUGAAGACUCACUCGUGUGUCUCUUCAUAUGUCUCGUUUGUAAUUGAGACUAAUUAUUGUGGUGGGGUGGGAAGAAGCAGCUGCUCAUUAAUUAAUUUCUAAUUAAAAGAGUUUGCCAUCCUUCAGUGACUAAGGGGGAAAAUCUUAGUUGGUGUAAUAUUGAUUCUUGAGAUCAAAACCAUUCAUAGUCGUCCUACAUAACCAUAUUAAAGUACUAUAAACUCAAGUAUCUGAUGUUUGAGUGCUCUCCAAACUCUGCUUUGUAUAUUCUUAACACAAACUCAAACCUACCAAAAUGAAUGUUAAACUUGCAAACGGGUCAAAUUGAGUAAACUUAAUGUAACGUCAGAGUCUCUGCUGUUUAUAAAACGUGUAUCUGAGUUGACCUGUUUUGAACUACUUUUCUUUUAUGUUCUUUUUUUCGUGUGUGCAAAAUAUUUAUUUCUGUCGCCACGUUUGUCAAUCUCUGAGUCCACAUGUAGAAAUUACUUCUAGUUUGUAGCGGUGGAAAAAAUGCUACAUUCAUUAUACAUCUUUUUAGUUAAAAAAAAGUUUAAGAUUCAUGCAGGUAAAUUAAAUAUGGUAUUCUGCUUCGUCCUAUAAGCAUCUAGGAACCUGUGGUUACCAAUCAAUUGGUACAAUAGAGCAGAGCAAGGCUGCAAUAGCGUGCAGAUCAGACGUCUCUCCUUGUUUCUAGAUAACUGGGAGCCUCUGUACCAUGUCAUAUCCUCAGUUUGGAUACCCUUACUCUUCUGCACCCCAGUUCCUGAUGACCACCAAUUCCCUGACAACUUGCUGUGAGUCUAGUGGCAGGACUCUGACAGAUUCAGGCGCUUCAGCCUCGGCUCAGACCCCAGUCUAUUGUCCUGUAUACGAAAGCAGGCUGUUAGCCACAGCCAGACAUGAGCUCAAUUCUGCAGCUGCCUUAGGAGUCUAUGGAAAUCCUUACACAAGUACCCAGGGCUAUGGAAACUACGUUACCUAUGGUACUGAAGCCUCUGCCUUCUAUUCUUUGAACAGUUUCGACGCGAAGGAUGGGAGUGGAUCUGCGCAUGCGGGCAUUACCCAGGCGGCUGCCUAUUAUCCCUACGAUCACACACUCAGUCAGUAUCAAUAUGACAGAUAUGGCACCAUGGACGGAGGCACCCGAAGAAAAAACGCUACUCGUGAAACCACCAGUACACUGAAGGCAUGGCUGCAGGAGCACAGGAAGAACCCCUACCCCACCAAGGGCGAGAAGAUCAUGCUGGCCAUCAUCACCAAGAUGACCCUCACCCAGGUCUCCACCUGGUUUGCCAAUGCCCGGAGGAGGCUCAAGAAGGAGAACAAGAUGACCUGGCCUCCAAGGAACAAAUGUUCCGAUGAGAAGAGAUCCUACGAAGAGGAAGGGGAGGAAGAGUCACAGGAAGACAAUAUGAAGAACGAGAAAAACGAUGAGGCCACCAGCAAAGAAGAAAAAGAGCUGGAACUGAGUGAUUUGGAUGACUUUGACCCCAUUGAGUCGGAGAGUUCAGAAUGCGAAUUGAAACAGCCCUUCCAGCACCUGGAGAACAGCCAGAUAAGGGCAGCCGACACAUGUGCUACCGAUCAUUGCAAGGAGCCUUCUCUAAAGACGCCUAUCCCAGCGGCCACCAUUGAAGAAGACCUGGAGAGGGCUAAAAACUGUCUCAAGAAUGUGGUGGACGAAUGUGAACAAGACUUAAUCAAUGUAAGGCAGAGAAGCUGUGAGUCCAAAAUGUGUUUCCAGCAGGGGCAACAAAUAUUGGAGACAAAGCCCAGGAUUUGGUCCCUGGCUCACACCGCCACUUCUCUAAACCAAACUGAGUAUCCUUCCUGCAUGCUGAAACGCCAAGGAGUCUCCGCCUCCGUUGCAGUUUCUGCUCCUGUUAGUGUCAUUGACAGACAUCAGGAUUCCCCAGUCACCAAUCUCAGGAACUGGGUGGAUGGGGUGUUUCAUGACCCCAUAUUCAGACACAGUACUUUGAACCAAGCUUUGAGCAACACAACAGUUUCCUGGGCUACCACCAAAGGAGCCAUUCUGGAAACGGGAUCUUUAGGACGCUCAAUUGGAAACAGUACUAACGUGCUAAAAGGCCAACUGUCAAACUUAUCCCACCAGGACUCAAAUAAAGAAUUUCUUGCAUUUCCCAAAUCAGGAAGCAAAAUGUUUUGUUCUUAACAACACCCCAAGUGGCAAAGAACUUUCUAACAGCUGAAGAGUGGGAUACACUGAAAAGAGAUUUGGAAGAAUUUAAAUUUAAAUAUAAUUUUUUAAAAAUAACAAAGAUAAGGAUUUAAAGUUCAGUUUGCUUAGUUAAACGGGCAGACUUUAUUCAUUGCUGUUUUGAAGAAUUUCUGUUGGCUGCGACUUUAAGGGAUCAAUGUCGUGAAAAUAAUUUAACUCCAUGUCUAAAAGCACGUACUAUAGUGUAGGCGUACUUAAAAGUUUACAUCCAAAAGUUUACAAACGAGAAAUUUAAAUUCUGAUAUUUAAUUUAAGGCAUGCCAAUAUUAGUUAUAAAGACUUCUCAGAUUUUUUCCUUCUGAUUUCAUUGUUACCAUAUAAUUCACAAACGGCACUUAUACCAAGUUUACACUAUUGCACAAAUUUACCUUGACAAAUAUGUUAAAAAAGUAUGUUCACUCCAAUAAAUUGUCUGUUUCAGAAGUAAAAAUUAGUGGUGGCGUUUUGCAUUACAAAAUAAAUAUGUUCCAGUUUUAGAAUGUGUGUUCAUAGAUGUUCUAGUAAUUUAAAGAAAUGUCAAGAUGAUUGCAUUAAUACUAGAAAAAGUUCAU